AUGUCCACCGAGGGAACAGCCGGGACAGAGCCGCCGGAGAUCAUCAGCGAGGGGCCCCGCCGCGAGAAGGCGCGCAGAGGCAACUUAGCCGGUGCCGCCCGCGCCAUCUGGUGCGGGGUCCUCGCUGUCGUCCUCCUGGCGGGGAUCGUCGCCCUCGUCCUCUACCUCGUCUACCGCCCCUCCAAGCCCCAGUUCACCGUGCUCGGUGCGGGCCUGUACGAGCUCAACACCUCCUCCUCCUCCGCCGGCCCCACCGCCGUCUCCGCCAGCAUCCAGUUCACCGUGAGCAUUCACAACCCCAGCGCACGGUCGUCGGCCUCCUUCGAUCGCUUGGCAGCCUACGUGGACUUCAACGGCGAGGCCAUCACGCAGCCGUCACCACUGCCGCCGCUGUACCUCAGCAGGGACGGCACCGGCGCGGUGUCGCCAGUGCUGGGCGGCGGGGGGGUUUCCGUGUCCGUCUCGCCGGCGGUGGUGAACGGCCUGCAGGCCGGGGAGAAGUACGGGGCGGUGGGCCUGCGACUGGUGGUGGCGGGGCGGGUCAAGUACAAGGCCGGACCUUUCCACAGCCCAUGGCGCCGCGUGAACGCGCGCUGCGAAUUGGUGAUGGGGCUCAACAAGGGGGUGUACGGUCCGGCGACCCUCCUCGGCACCCCCGGCUGCUCCGUCGACAUCUGA
This is a messenger RNA of Spirodela intermedia, 678 nucleotides long. The record is from the annotation of a GenBank genome assembly. NCBI's taxonomy places the organism in Eukaryota, Viridiplantae, Streptophyta, Magnoliopsida, Alismatales, Araceae.